This is a messenger RNA of Talaromyces atroroseus, 1641 nucleotides long. RefSeq lists its product as hypothetical. The record is from RefSeq and is a predicted model, not a curated record. Gene Ontology annotation, molecular function: zinc ion binding; DNA-binding transcription factor activity, RNA polymerase II-specific. Bases 1 to 1641 code for a protein of 546 amino acids. The transcript has 2 exons. NCBI's taxonomy places the organism in Eukaryota, Fungi, Ascomycota, Eurotiomycetes, Eurotiales, Trichocomaceae. Gene Ontology annotation, biological process: regulation of DNA-templated transcription.
AUGAGGCAGGCCACGCUAAGCACUGCUAGUAAACCCAAACGGACACGAGCCAGCCGGCCCAAAGUGCGCACAGGCUGUGGGACAUGCAAGGUACGGCACAAGAAAUGCGACGAAUCACGCCCCUUUUGCGUCAUGUGCACCAGCACUGGGCGUAUAUGCGAUGGCUACCAGCGCGGGCCUGACAGGAGGACUCGCGAAUUUCGUACAGGCCGGGCAAAAGGCGGCGAAUCGCCAGUGGAGAAUGAUAAUGAGAGUGGCAAUGAGGCUGAAGUUGUUCUUAGCGAUGAAGCAUCAGACGAGACCGAACCGACUACAACCGAAACAAUCCCUCUGUUAACAAGGAGGAGGAGUAGGAGUUCACUGCAAUCAGAUAUAAUGCUAUCAGAUCCCCACCAGGCCAGCCUGACCGAGCGUGAACGUUGGUAUUUUGACUUCUUCGUCCGUCAAACCUCAUCGCAAUGCUCCGUGUUCUACGGUGAUGACUUUUGGCAGCAUGUGCUGCCCCAAUUCACCGAGUCCGAGCCCGAGGUUCGCCAUGCAGUCAUCGCCGUGGGUGCGCUGCAUCGCAACUUUGCAGAAAGCCGGACUGGCGAUCAAUUUCCGAUCAUGCAGUGCAAUCGCGCCAUUGCCAGUCUCCAACGCCGACUAGACGGUGACAAGGGAGCGCGGCCGCAUAUGGAAACAAUCCUCAUCACAUGUAUUCUCUUUGUUUCCUUCGCCUUUCUGUCCGGAGAUGCCUCAACAGCAUGUCGCUUGCUACGCGGUGGCUUCAAGUUGAUGAAAGAAUGGCAAAAGUCGACGUCGCGAGUUGAUUCUGCGAUUAAGAGGCUCUUAACAAAAGUCUUCUCUCGCAUGCAGAUUAAUUCGCUGACUUGCGGUAGUCCCGACGUCUCAGUUAACUCUGACACCAUGCUGCUUCUGCCCUACAGCCCGAGUCUCUUUGAAUCCAUUAAUAACCUCGAACAUGCAAGUGACUUGCUCUUUGAAAUUUGCAAGAUUGUCCUACAGGGUCGACAUACGCCACAUACAGCAGAGGGCUACAAAAUGGUUUCUGCUCUGAACGAGCUUCAACACUGGGAAGCGCAGCACCAUGCUUCCCUGGAAGGCCGAAGCGACCAUGUGUCCCUAAAGGAGUUUGGCACCCUAACGAUGCUUCGCAUGUGGACGGAGACUAUAUACAUAAUGGUUGCAGCAGAAUGGAUGGAAAGCCGACUGGAAUCGAGAUACGACAUCUUCCUGAGCCACUUCCGACGAACCAUCGGUCAUGCAAAAAAGCUGCUGUCCACGAAUUCACUUCGAUCACUCCUGCCCACUUUCCAUAUAGAACCGGGCAUCAUUCCGCCUCUCUUCCUGUGCGCGUUCAAAUGUCGCGAUUGGAAUCUGCGUCAGGACGUAAUAUCGUUAUUGGACGGCUGGCUGUGCCAGGAAGGCUACUGGAACAGUGCAGGGUCUGUGAAAUGCCUAGAGCAGAUUAUUCGGGUCGAGACAGCGGGACUGGCUCAUGGGGAAGUCAUCCCCGAGUCGCAGCGCAUUGUGACUGCACGUGUACAAUAUCUCUCACAGGCUAAUGCCUUUCGUUUCUUGUACUGUUUGUCUCAGAGUGAGAAACGCACUUGGCAGAGCGUGGUGGUUACUAGCUAA